GAAGGAGGGCACUCGACCCCCUUCUUGCUGUUACAUCAGUUCUCACCGGGGAUUCCACCCUCGCAGUUCAUGUUUCAUUGCUUUGAUUUGAUGGCGUUGAUGAGAAAAGGGUUGGCUAAGAAAACAAGUGGUGAAAAGUAGGCAAACCUUUGUUCUAGUGACACAUCCCCAUAGAAGAAUUAGGUGUGGCCAGACCCCGUGGGGGACAUUCAGCCUCCCUCAUAAGUAAUCCAAAUCCAAGGAAUAGGGUGAUCCUUUGUCACCCAUCAGCAGAAUGGGUGGUUGGUGGAGUGUGCACAGGUGGGUCUUUGUGGAAGGCCAAUUGCUGGCAGUACCAGCAUCUAAGAUGUGCUUGCCAUGUGACCCAGGCAUCCUCUUCAGCACGUGUUCAGACAGCCAGUGUUAGGGGUGAUAUCGUUUCUAGUAGCAGAAAAUGGGAAGCAGCUCGUCACUCUCCACCAGUAGAGGGAUGGUUAGGUAAAUGAUGGGACAGCAAGCAGCAGGAUACCAUGCAGGCAUUAAAAAGUAAGGUGUAUGCAGAUGCACAGAGAGUACGUGCUUGAUGUGCCAUCAAAUGGAAAGGCCGUGCCUGACCCUAUGGAGACGUGUGGGGAACGUCUUACACUCAUGUGUUAGUUUGCCAAGAUGGCCAUAACAAAGGGCCACAGACUGGGUGGCUUACACAACAGACACUGGUUGUCUCCCAGUUCUGGAGGCCGGAAGUCUGAAAUCAAGGUAUCGGCGGGGUCGGCUGGUUUGUUCUGUGGGCCGAGAGAGAGAAUCUGUUCCUUCCCUCUCUCCUAGCUGUGGUGGUUGGCUGGCAAUCUUUGGCGUUGCUUGGCUUGUAGAACUGUCACCCUGACCUCUGCCUUCAUCCUCUCGUGGUGCUCUCCACGUGUGCAUCACUGUCUCUAAUUGCCCCCUGUGUAUAAGGACACCAGGCAUUUUGGAUGUGGGCCCACCCUAAUGACGUCAUUUUUCCUUGAUUACCUCUGUAAAGACCCUGUUUAUGAAAGGCCACAUUCUGAGGUGCUGGGGGUUAGGACUUCAACACAGGGGUUUCAAAGGGACACAGUGUAGCCCACGAUAACCUGCAGGGCUAGGGAGCUGAGCAUACUGGCGGCAGGGGCGGGGCCGGGGGAAGGAAAGAGGCAGAGCCCAGGACUAUCCCUCCGUGCAGGAAGCCAGCUAAAGCCAGGCAGACUCUCGAUAGGCCAAGGGGGCCCUCCCUCCUUGUGUUGCCCCAGGGCUCAGUGACCUCUGUCACAGCACCGACCACACUCUGUCCUUUGUGUGUCUUUCUCUAGCCGCCCCCGCCCUACUCGGUGAGCUCCCCAAAGACUUCCUGGGUUGGUCCUGAGUCCUGUGAAUCCCAGCCCCUUCCAUUGGGCCUACCGUGGCGCAGGACGUCAGUGACUGCGUGGUGACAGAAGCAGCGGGCUAUGGAGGCCACAUGGCACACGGGGAGCUCUCGGAAGAUGAAAUUUGGCUGCCUUUCCUUCCGGCAGCCUUAUGCAGGCUUUGUCCUAAACGGGGUCAAGACCGUGGAGACACGCUGGCGUCCCUUGCUGAGCAGCCACCGGAACUGUACCCUUGCCAUCCACAUUGCUCACAGAGACUGGGAAGAUGACGCCUGGCGGGAGCUGCUGCGGGAGAGGCUGGGGAUGACUCCUGUUCAGAUUCGGGCCUUGCUUCGGGAAGGGGAAAAAUUCGGUCGGGGAGUGGUAGCUGGGCUCAUUGACAUUGGGGAAACUUUGCAGUGCCCCGAACACUUAGCUCCUGAUGCGGUUGUGGAACUGGAAAAUCAAGCUGUGCUGACCAACCUGAAGCAGAAGUACCUGACUGUGAUUUCAAACGCCAGGUGGUUACUGGAGCCCAUACCUAGGAAAGGAGGAAAGGAUGUAUUCGAGGUAGACAUCCCAGAGCACCUGAUCCCUUUAGGGCAUGAGGUGUGAAGAGUGUGGGCUCCCGAGCAACGUUGCUGAGAAACCAGCUAAUCCAUGACACCACCAUGGAGCAGGCCUGUGUACAUCAGGUUAAGUUCGAAUUGUCCCUGCAUUGGAGAGUGCCACCCACUACAUACUGUUCAUGUAAAUGUAAACAGAUUUCUCCUUCACUGGGACAGAGGGAAUGGGGAUGGGGCUCUCCUUGUGUGAGGCCCCUUGGGGGUCAUUGACACGGUCUCAAGUACUUUGACCUGUGGGUAAAAGGAAAAGCUGCCGGGGAACGUCUCAGCGUUGCUGCUAACUUUGGUCCUGCUCGUUCCUGGAUUGUACCAAUAAAUGUGUUGUGGACAACCA
This is a messenger RNA of Lemur catta (Ring-tailed lemur), 2300 nucleotides long. RefSeq names its product endothelium and lymphocyte associated ASCH domain 2 (gene EOLA2). The record is from RefSeq and is a predicted model, not a curated record. The coding region runs from base 1443 to 1955 and encodes 170 amino acids. Lineage: Eukaryota; Metazoa; Chordata; Mammalia; Primates; Lemuridae. The transcript has 3 exons.